AUGGAAAACAGAAGGCGAGAAGGAAAACCUGAGGCAAACAACCUGGUAGUCCCACAAGUCUUUAUAGAAGUGAGUGACCUGAAGAUUGUUCUUUUGGGGAAGAAUGUGUCAGGAAACAGCAGAGUGAGAAACUCAAUCCUGGGAAUAGACGUGCAUGAGAGUGAUGCGUCUACAGGUUUACAGCAGCACUGCUUGAGAAUCAGUGGAACAGUGAAGGACAGACACAUUACAGUCAUUAACACUCUUCAUCUGCUGAAUCCCAACAUCUCAGAUCAUCAGAUCAUACAGACAGUGAGAGAUUGUGUGAAUCUGUCUGAUCCAGGACCUCAUGUCUUCAUACUCGUACUGCAGUAUAAUGACUUCACUGAGGAGGACAUGACAAGAGUGAAAUAUGUGCUCAACAACUUCGGUGAAGAGACGAUUAAACGCACUAUAGUGAUCACGACUGAUGAAGUGACACAAGACUUGCACAUGUUAACUCGUACUGAAAUGAACACAGCUAUCCAUCAGUUAAUAAAGGAGUGUGGAGGAAGACAUCUACAGCUUGAAAGAAAACCAGAAUGGCAAUCUGAGAUAUUCAGAAAUGUUGAUGAGAUGCUCAAGGGAAACCAGGAACAUUAUCUCACAUGUGAGAUGUAUGAAGAUGUUAAUUCAUUCAAGUCAGAGGAAGAAAACAAACAGAGUUUUUAUCACAAAGAUAAUGGGAAACUCAAACAGAGCAAGAGAAGCGAAGGAAUUCUAAUGUCAGCAAUUUCCUCUAAAAAACAGAAGCUGAAUCUGGUGCUGUGUGGAAGUGAUGGAACACUUACAGUCUCUGUGUCAAAACUUUUACGAAGGAAACCAAUAAAAACUUCUCAUCAGAGAGUGAACAGUAAAGAGUGUGUGAAGAGAGAAGAGAAGAUUCAUGGACAUCAGAUCAGUCUGGUGGAGCUUCCAGCUCUCAAUCAGCUCUCAGAGGAGGAAGUGAUGCAUCAGACUCUCCACUGUGUGUCUCUCUGUGAUCCUGGAGUUCAUGUUUUCCUCCUCAUUGUUCCUGAUGCUCCACUUAAUAAUGAAGAGAGAGCAGAAAUAGAGAAGAUCCAGAAGAACUUUUAUUCCAGAGAGCACUUCAUAGUAAUAUUUAUCAAUGAUGGCACUGUUAACAAACAGAUCCCAGAAUCUCAGAGGUUGAUCAGUCUCUGUGGAGGUCAGUACUGUGUGAUGAGUUUAAAAGAGCCUGAAAACUCAAGACAGAUCCCAGAAUUGCUGGAUUAUAUAGAGAACAUGAAGACUGAACCAUAUUCAGCUCAGAUGUAUGUGAAAGCUCAAGAGAACAGAGUCAGACAUGAAACAGAGGAGAAAUAUAAAGAAGAAUGGAAGAGAAUGAAAGAUGAAAUCAAAGAGUUAAAGCAGAAGAUUCAUCCAGAAGAUUCCGUUUCACCGUGUUUGUCAGUGUCCUCAUGA
Megalobrama amblycephala (Wuchang bream) is the source of this 1443-nucleotide messenger RNA. Its product is annotated as GTPase IMAP family member 8-like. Gene Ontology annotation, molecular function: GTP binding. The record is from RefSeq and is a predicted model, not a curated record. The coding region runs from base 1 to 1443 and encodes 480 amino acids. The transcript is spliced from 4 exons. Lineage: Eukaryota; Metazoa; Chordata; Actinopteri; Cypriniformes; Xenocyprididae.